GAAAUGUCAAAGCAUAGAUAACGUCAUUGGAAUAUACGCACGCACCGUCAUCCGUGGUCGUGGUAAAGUCUGUUGAAGUGUUCAGUACAAACUGUUGUCUCGUUGUCACUCGCCAACGGUAUACCAGCUACGCGUCCCGCCGAAUCCGAUAUCCAUUCCUCGCCAAGAAUCGUUGCUCCUUUCACCGACAUCGCUGCCGCCAUAUACCAAUACGUACCACCCGGCACCCAGACACGUGACGAAGUGUUAUGUCAGUAAAAGAAAUGGAUGCCUCACAGACUUCAUCUUGUGAAAAUAAUCUAAAACAAGUUCUUAAUUAAAAUGGAUGCGAACCAACUAAAUUUAGAAAUGACUCUCACUCUGUAAGAAUACUAGAAGAUUUACAAUCUCUACGCCAGUAUGUUGACAGUGAUUUUACCUUCAUUCAAAAUAAAAUAUAUCACUUACACAUUUUUUUUUUAGAAAUGAAGUUUUAUGUGACGUUAGAUUUGAAACAGAUGAUGGUAACAUUAUUAUUGGGCAUAAAAAUGUCUUAGUAGCAGCUAGUCCAUAUUUUCGUGCAAUGUUUAGUCAUUUUAAUGAAAGCAAUAAAGAUCUUAUUAAUAUAAGAGAAUUAGAUUCCACCAUCUUACGACUAUUGGUAGAUUAUAUUUAUACCGGAGAAAUAAUGGUCACAAAUGAAAAUGUACAGGUAUUGUUACAAGCUGCAAAUGUAUUACAAUUAGAUUAUGUAAAUGUUGCAUGUGCUGAGUUUUUACAAAAACAACUAGAUCCUUCAAAUUGUCUUCGAAUCAAAGCAUUAGCUAACUUACAUAACUGUACGGAAUUGUUGUCAAGAACUGAAUCAUAUAUUAAACAAAAUUUUUUAGAAGUGGUUAAAGGAUAUGAUUUCCUAUCUUUAUCUUUUGAAGAUUUAUUGAAGCUUAUUUCCUGUAAUGAUCUUGCUGUUCUAUUAGAAGAAAAAGUAUUUGAAUGUGUUAUUAAAUGGGUGAAACACGAUUUAGAUCAAAGAAAAGAUUUGUUGCCAGAAUUAAUGGAACAUGUACGUUUGCCACUAUUAAGGCCUGAUAUUUUAGAUAAUAUAGCUGAAGAACCUCUUCUAAAUAAUAGUCCUAAAUGUAAAGAUUAUGUAUAUGAAGCAAUACGUUUUAAUCUAAAAAAAUCUUUCCAGCAUUUCUCCAUUCCAAAAACAAUUAGAUGUAAACCUAGACAGUUUGGUGGUUCACAAAAAGUUAUUCUAUUGUUUAAUCGGUCUGAUACAUUGCCAAAGUGUCGUACACAAUGGUAUGACCCAACAAUCAAGCUACAAAAGAGUGCACCAGAGAUGAAUGAUGGUCGACAGAUGGCUGGUCUAGGUGUAAUAAGAGAUCAAUUUGUGUUUGCUCUGGGAGGCGUAAAUGGAUCAAGUUCUAAAUCUGUUAGUAUGCUUGACGUAUCUUCACAAUCGCCCUCUUGGGUUCCAAUGGUCGACACGUUAGUUGAACGAGAUCGAUUAGGAGUCGGUGUAUUAGAUGAUCGCAUAUAUGCUGUUGGCGGACGAAGAAGCAUCAGUGGAUUAAACAGUGUAGAGGUAUUUGAUGUCAGUAUUCAAAAAUGGAGAAUGGUAACUAGUAUGUCUUUUAAUAAAUGGGACUUGGGCGUUGGUGUACUCAACAAUCGUUUAUACGCGAUUGGAGGUGGUGAUAAUACUGUUACGAGUUCUGUUGAAUAUUACGAUCCCACACUUGACACGUGGACACCGGUUUCAAAUAUGUCCACAAGUCGUCAAGGCGUUGGUGUAGGAGUCUUGGACGGUGUUCUUUAUGCUAUUGGCGGCUAUACUGGAUCAGUUAAUCUUAAAAGUGUUGAGGCUUAUAGACCAAGUGAAGGGGUUUGGUCUUCUAUUGUUGAUAUGCAUAUUUGCCGAAAGAACCCUGGUGUAGUAGCAUUGGAUGGUUUAUUGUAUGUUUUUGGCGGAGAAAGAAAAUCUACUAUUCAUCAUACUGUAGAAAUUUAUGACCCCCGCACCAAUACUUGGACGAUGGAGAACUUGUCAGGAAGUGGCGAAACAUUUUAUGGAGCAGUAGUCGUUGAUAGACCACCGCAUUAUAAUUAAUCAGCAAUCAGAAUGAUCUUAUUGAUGGCAGUGAUAUGAAUAUAUUUAUGUGUGAUUUAUAAUGAAACGUGUAUAUAGAACAAUACAUUUUUAUUUUUGUGAAUGUUUUAUAACAAUUUUUUUUAUAAUUUAAAUUGAUUACUUACAACUUAAAUAAAUAAGCUCUAAAGUUAAUUAUAUUUCAGUAUAAUCAGCAAAAUCUUAUGUAAUUUACUAUUUAUAAUUUAUAUUAUAUCUUUUAGAUUCCG
Molecule: messenger RNA, 2343 nt
Organism: Acyrthosiphon pisum (pea aphid)
Lineage: Eukaryota; Metazoa; Arthropoda; Insecta; Hemiptera; Aphididae
Product: kelch-like protein 2
Exons: 10
Coding region: 563-2095 (510 amino acids)
Molecular function (GO): protein binding
Source: RefSeq, a predicted model, not a curated record